ACAAAAAACGUUUUGCAGCACUCAGUUGUUGAACAAAGGGAAUGAUUUGGCGUUUUUUAGUUAGAAAUAUUUGUAGCCGAAAAAUUCGACAAUUUCAAAGUAAUUUUUUCAUCCGUAAUUCAAUUAUUUUCAACACAAACGAAAUGAUGAGUUCAGAACCGACAACAACAACAUCAUCAUUCGUGUAUCCAGAUGCACGACGUUCGAAUGUUGAAGAUGAAUAUUUUGGUCAAAAAAUUGCUGAUCCAUAUCGAUGGUUAGAGGAUGUGGAUAGUGAUGAAACGGCUCGAUUUGUGGCCGAACAAAAUGCCAUUAGUUCGAAAUAUAUUGAAUCAUGUCAAUAUCGUGAACGAAUCAAAAAACGUUUAACCGAUCUCUAUGAAUAUCCACGUUAUGGUUGCCCAUAUCGGGAAGGUGAAAAUUAUUUUAUGGAAAUGAAUACCGGAUUACAGAAUCAAAAUGUAUUGUUUAUAAUGCGUAAUCGAUUGGACGCUAAGCCGGAAAUUUUUUUCGAUCCGAAUUCAUUGAGUAAUGAUGGAACCAUAUCAUUAUCAACAUAUACUGUAUCAUUUUCUGAUGAUGGAAAAUGGUGGGCAUAUGGUCUGCAAAAAUCUGGUUCUGAUUGGAAUUCGAUUAAAAUACGUAAUGUUGAUACAGGUAUCGAUCUGGAUGAAGAAUUGACUAAAGUGAAAUUUUCAACAAUUUCAUGGACGAAAGAUAAUCAAGGAUUUUUUUAUUCGUAUUAUCCUGACCAAAAUGAUCAAUGUGAUGGCCAAGAAACUACGGAAUGUGCAUUUCAAAAAUUAUAUUAUCAUCGUCUAAACACACCACAAUCGUCCGAUAUACUUGUCUAUGAAACGCCGGAACAUCCAAGAUAUCGAUUUAAAUCUUGUGUUAGUGAUUGUGGCCAAUAUCUUCACGUAUUUAUAGUUCAUAGUUGUGAAUAUAAUCUAUGGUAUUAUCAUAAAUUUUCUGAUGCAAAAAAUCCAUCAAUAAAUGGCCGAUUACAAUUUGAACCGGUAAUAACAGAAUUUGAAGCAAAUUAUAAUUAUGUAACAAAUGAUGGACCGAUACAUUAUAUUCACACGGAUCAUAAAUCACCAAAUUAUCGUGUUAUUAAAAUUGAUCUAAGUGAUCACACCACAAGUGCCGAAUCGAAUUGGAAAAAUCUUAUUGAUGAACAUUCAAAAAACGUGCUGGAAUUUGUUUCCAUUGUACGUAAUGAUUUAUUGAUCUGUCAUUAUUUAAGCGAUGUUAUUAGCCGUUUGGAACUGAGAAAACUUAACGAUGGUGCUUUGAUCAAAAAUAUUUCCAUUCCUGUCGGUACUGUUUCCGCUGUAUCAGCUAAACGUGAUCAAAAUGAAUUAUUUUAUUCAUUCACAUCAUUUUUGAUACCAUCAAGUUCUUAUUAUCUAAAAUUUACCAGCGACAACGACGAUCAAAUAGCGGAACCACAAUUGUUUAAAGAAUCGAAACCAAAAAAUUUUGAUCCAUCAAAAUUUAUUACAAAACAAAUAUUUUAUGAAAGUAAAGAUGGUACCCGUAUACCGAUGUUUAUUAUACAUAAUAAACAAACGCCAAUAGAUUCAAGUCGUCCUUGUAUUCUUUAUGGUUAUGGUGGUUUCAACAUUUCUGUAAUGCCAUAUUUUUCUGUUAUCCGUCUGCUUCCAUUGGAACAAAUGAAUGCUGUAAUUGCUAUGGCAAAUAUUCGUGGUGGUGGUGAAUAUGGCGAACGUUGGCAUGAUGAUGGAAAAUUAUUAUUGAAACAAAAUUGUUUCGAUGAUUUUAUUGCCGCUGCUGAAUAUCUGGUUCGAGAGAAAUAUACCACACCAAAACGGAUUAUUAUUCAAGGUGGUUCAAAUGGUGGUCUUUUAGUGGCAGCCUGUUCGAAUCAAAGACCUGAUCUUUUUGGUUGUACUGUCUGUUUUGUUGGGGUAUUGGAUAUGUUACGUUAUCAUAAAUUUACUAUUGGUCAUUCAUGGAUAUCAGAAUAUGGUUCACCCGAUGAUGAUGAAAAACAUUUCCGUAAUCUAAUUAGUUAUUCACCAUUACAUACAAUACCGAAGAAUGUUGAUCGUUAUCCAGCAACAUUACUUUUAACUGCUGAUCAUGAUGAUCGUGUGGUUCCCAUACAUUCAUUUAAAUUCAUUGCUGAAUUACAGUAUCGUCUGGGAAAACAUUUGCCUCGAACACCAUUGAUGAUUCGUAUCGAUACAAAAGCUGGUCAUGGUUUUGGUAAACCAGUGGAAAAAAUUAUUGAAGAACUGGUCGAUUGUUAUAGCUUUAUAUUCAAUUCAUUAUCAUUGCCAUUUGUCGAUACAAAUUAAUGAAAUAUAAUUAAAACAAUUGUGGAUCGCUCUAUUUUCAUACUUUAUUUUUUUUUCUAUUUGUUAAAUUGAAUUUUGAAAUUGAAAUAAAAUCAAUCUUUUGAAAUGUG
Messenger RNA from Dermatophagoides farinae (American house dust mite), 2437 nucleotides. Its product is annotated as prolyl endopeptidase. The record is from RefSeq and is a predicted model, not a curated record. Lineage: Eukaryota; Metazoa; Arthropoda; Arachnida; Sarcoptiformes; Pyroglyphidae. Gene Ontology annotation, molecular function: serine-type endopeptidase activity; oligopeptidase activity. Gene Ontology annotation, biological process: proteolysis. Gene Ontology annotation, cellular component: cytosol.